AGUUAGUGUGAGUUGAACAUUGCCAGGGAGAAAUGGGUUUGUCCUUGCCUUUAUCACAGAGAUCCUGUGCAGCACUUCAGCUCUUCACGGGUGGCCACUCUUUGUUAGGCUCCCAGUUUCUGCAUGCUCCAUUUGAGAUGCCAAGGGUUGAGUUUAACUGCUGGAACUGGAAAUGGGCUCUAUGACAUACACUGAAGGGAAAUGCUAAAUAACCUGGAGUGAGUCUUUGUCACAAGUUUUGCGCUCAAACUGAAGCUUUUGGCCUCUGGGCCUCCGUUGCGAAAUGGGGUUUAGUCUAACUCCACCUUCCCUCACCUCCAAUGAUGAUAACAACGUAUUUGUUUGCAAAUCAGUAGGCUGCUGCAGUGACAGACAGCAAAGAAAUGCCCUGGAAUAAACGAAUAAUUCUGUAUUCUGCACAGGGCUUGGCUGCUGUGCAGUAAAUAUAUUCAAUGUGUGGUCCAGACACUAUGCCAAUAAAGAAGAAACAGAAGAGUGACUGGCUGCUCAUUCAGCUAUCACUGCCUUCAGUGCCUUGAAUAUAUGGAUCCCCAGGCAAAAUAACUGGAGGCUGUGCUAUAAUGCCAGUACUAUAACUCAUUUAUAGUAGGCAUGAAUCAAGGGUGCCCCAGCAAUUCUAUUCCUGGCAUGUCCCAAUGCUGAGGAUUGGGGUUUACACACUGAACAUCCUUAAGUUGUGCUGUCUUUGUUUCUUUUUGUUUGUUACUGAAGUUUAUUUUCCUACCUGCAUUGUGUAUGCAUGGUGUGAGAGAUGCAUCUAUUUAUGGACUGAGGCAGAGAAAUAAUAUAGAUGAAUGUCUGAGGAAGGUAACUGCAGGUGUAAAUAACCCCAGCCUGAAUGCAGGUUGGUCAAACCCUUCAUUACAGGCUUUUUUUUUUCUCCAAGUCCUCUAGAAUGAACUGCUUAAUUGGCAGCUCAUUCUGCCUGGAGAGGCAGGAGGGAGGGAGAGAUGUGUAGUGUUACAGCAGCUUCUGGAGAUGCUGGUCACUUCUUGCAGUGUUUGGAAGACAAAGGUAGAUUCAAGAUUACUGUAUGAUUUCCCCAAAUAUGCAAGCUAUUGAGAAGAGAUUUGUUUUUGAAAGAUAAGCCACAGUGAUGUGAGGAAUUUCUUUUUUCUAACUACAAGAGCUAUAAAUGAAUCUAUAAGUGAUGAGGCAAUGGUUGAGUACAUCGCUGGAUAACGUGUGGUCAGUUUGACCCUGCUGUCUUAAUUCAGGGCGUCAUUGAAACCACUAUAAAGUAGGGCUUUGUGCUGCCUUAAAGGGGUAUGUGCAAUCUCCAAGAAAUGGGCAUAGUUACAGAGACAAUCCCUUUGGCUCACUUUUUGUUUGGUUGUUUCAUUUUUACUAUCUGUGGUGCAGUAAAUUAAAACAAAAACAAGUCUGGACUUGGCAUGCCUGUGUAAAUAAACUGCUGUGUGUGAAUCGACAGCUCGUUUGCAGCCAGGUUAUUUAUAACAGUUUGUUAUUUCUCCUACCAGAGAGCUUGUUUUGUCCUAUAUUAACAGUGAUUAUGGUAACACCUCCCACCUCUGUCUAUGCUGCAGCAGUCACACAAAGGCCUUGCAAUUUCAAUUGUGUCCUUUUGAAAUUCAAUUUUGUUGCCUGCUGGGGUAGAAGCAGAGAUUCCAGUAUGUGAGCUGGAGAUUAAUUCUUCAGCUCUGCUUGUUUGCUCUACCCAGCUCAGCUUACCUGUAUCCGUUCUGCUUCAUUCCUCUCCUCCCACGGAACUGCUUGGGGAACUGGAGUUUUCAGCUUCCACGAGUUUCUUGAAGAUCCGGUUUGUGACCAGCUAUAAUGUGGAGGCCAGUUACAACCGUCCGCUCCUGACAAAGGAGAGCGGCGAGGGCCCCGUCAGCAGCCGGGCGCGGACAUGCACAGUGAGCUCGCCGCGGGCCAGAGAAGCAGCGCCCGCUUCGAGGUGACCGAUAAAUGCCCCGGAGCGCCUGUGAAGGAACUGCCGCGGGGGACUCGUCCCGGCGCUGGUAAAGGUGUCUUGAACCCUCAGAUGUCCUUUAAAGUAGCGGUCAGCAACGGCGGUGACCGCACGGAGCCUCAGCAGAGCCCCCCUGAGAUGUCAGCGCCUCUGCUGGAUUUCAUCCCUAAAAGAGCCAGCAUAUUCGAGAGGAUCCCCAUCCUGCCCAGGGCGCAGGAGCUGCGAUGUGCUAGAGGCUCUAAAGACUAUUUCCAGCAGCAGAAACAUCAGAGCGUGAAGGUGAACGGUGGCUACAAUCAUUGUAACUUGAUCUCCGAGAAGAAGAACAUGAUGGACAUGGAGAUGACAAGUAGCUCGGUACCUGUCUGCAGACAAGGUCUAUUCAUCCACACAGGGAACUCUCUGAUGCGAGACCACCCACUGUCCUGUGAGAGACUGCUUCAUGUUGGUCAGCUGAACUUGACACACUCCGAUAUAAGGUCACCCAGGUUUCAAGACUCAGUUGAUUCUGCUGCUCCAUGCCUGAAUGGAAGUCACCCAGCUCAGCACAUUAAACAAGAAUGCCCGAGUGAUUAUAAGGUUCUGUCUGAGGCUUCCACACAUAGGAGGAUUACAGAGGGGAUGGAGCUAAGAGCCUCUGGUAGUCUGCAUCCUGAAAUAGACCUAAUGAAUAAUAGCUUUACAAAUUCACUUUCAUCCUACUUGUUUAAUAAUGAACAUAGCUCCUCCCUGGGUCCUUUGUCACUUGGCACCCCUCAGCACUCGGCCAGGCUACAAACAAGCAACCUGAAGAAGAGAUGCAUCUCUGUUGUGCCGUCUUCAUCUGAAGGAAUUGAUAUUACAGCUAUCAUCCGCACAUCACAGACGUCACUGGUCACCUGUGUGAAUGGACUGCGAACUAAUUCAGCUGGCAUUUCCUCUCAGCCUGUGGAGAUCAGUCAUCACAGUGCUCAGAAAUCCUCUCGGCCCCAGUCUUGCUCUCAGCCUGGAAACCCUUGCAGUAUUCCCUCCCCUCCAGCAUGUCUUGUACCUAUUUCUGCUGAAUGUGACAGAGGUGACUGUGAGCAGAUACAAAUGCAGCAAGUUGAGGAGAAUGGAAGCCUCAGCCUUCUGAUGAACGGUAGUAGCGUCCCUCAUCAAAACACCUUGCACGGCACCCAGAAGGUGAGUUUCUUAAAACAAGAACCAGCUGACGAUUAUUCCUCCACUGCUGAUCUUUUUCGACAUCACCAGGGGCUGCCUCCUCCUUACCAUCUACACCAGCAGCUAAGCCAGGCCCAAGGGACGCUGCCUCACUUACACGCCUCUAUGUCUCCAAAGUCCCUGCAGCCCAGCGAUGGGGACGAACAGGAGCUCAGCAAUGGCAAACAGGUCUGUCAGUGGAUUGACUGCAGUGCCACUUACGACCAACAAGAUGAACUGGUCAGACACAUAGAAAAGACUCACAUUGACCAGCGGAAAGGAGAGGACUUCACUUGCUUUUGGGCAGGCUGUGUCCGCCGCUAUAAACCCUUCAAUGCUCGAUACAAACUGCUGAUUCAUAUGAGGGUUCAUUCUGGAGAAAAACCAAACAAGUGCAUGUUUGAAGGGUGCAACAAGGCAUUUUCUAGGCUUGAGAACCUUAAGAUUCACCUCCGGAGCCACACUGGGGAGAAGCCAUACCUGUGUCAGCAUCCCGGCUGCCAGAAAGCUUUCAGCAACUCCAGUGACCGGGCAAAGCAUCAGCGAACACACCUGGAUACCAAGCCCUAUGCCUGUCAGAUUCCUGGCUGCUCCAAACGCUACACCGACCCCAGCUCCCUGCGCAAGCACGUGAAAGCUCAUUCUGCCAAAGAGCAGCAGGUGCGUAAGAAGCUAAAUUCCUGUACCGACAUUGAGCAAGAUGUACUAAGUGAAUGCUUAGCUAUGCAACAGCUCCACACAUCUUCACAACACAUUUUGGAUGGCAAGUGUGGUAGAUCUGUAGGUCAUCAUGAUUUAAUUACAGGCAUGUACAGUGGCUCCAGCGCUAACCAUAACGGUCCCUCACCAGGUAUAUUGCCACCUCCUCACGACAUCCCUUCAAGACAGCAUCCACUCGACUCUACCCUUUCCAGCCCACAUCACCACCAGUCACCGUUGGAGAGUGCCAGGGAUGGGCUUGCUCCCAACAUAAUCUCUCCACUUGUCAGCCCCCUGAAAGCAUUAGUUCCACCUUCCCUAUUGCAGAAACAUGGUUCUCCGUCAUCACACAGCCAGUCACCAAACGGGCAGCAAUUUUCUGGAAUACCAAAUAAACCAUACACGCAAUUUCAAAACCAGUCUGUACAGCAGGGAUCUCAAGGUUACCAAGGCAGCUUUCACUCAAUACAAAACUGUUUCCACUAUGGAGACUGCUACAGAACAAUGGACCAGUCUGUCACCAGUGAUGUCCUUACAGGGGAAACCCACUGCUUUAAUCCUCUGAGACAGAAUGGCUAUCACAUACUCAAUGCACCUUUAGCUUCAACAGGCUAUGAUGCAAUCUCUGAAGCACAGUGUGUAUCUGAAGACAUGGUCUCCAAUGGAACUGAUGAAAGUGGAUUCUUCCAGAAUGGCGCCUUUGAUCACUGCUUGAAUCACAUUCCUUCCAUCUAUACAGAUACCUAAGAGCAGUGCUGACCCUGUUGCCUUUAUUAUACUUAUAACUGAGUAUGUAAUAACAAAGGUGUUGUUCAAGUACUUUUAUUUAGUCUGUAUCCCUAUAUGUGCUCAUUUAAACAAACACCUCACAUUUACCAAACCAUUUUAUACAUGAAUAGUCUGUAUAAGAUAAUAUUGGAACCUGUUCCUUUGCUGUGGCACUUUGAAAUUCAUGCUUUAAGGGAAUGAGGAGCAUUUCAAGCAGCUUGUUUUGUAAGUUCUCUCAGUAAAGUGUAAAUGUAAGUUAUAUAAUAAACUUGUAAAGAAG
Messenger RNA from Pezoporus flaviventris, 4886 nucleotides. It is a transcript of the gene GLIS1, whose product is annotated as GLIS family zinc finger 1. The coding region runs from base 1895 to 4585 and encodes 896 amino acids. Gene Ontology annotation, cellular component: nucleus. The transcript is spliced from 11 exons. The record is from RefSeq and is a predicted model, not a curated record. Gene Ontology annotation, biological process: regulation of transcription by RNA polymerase II. Lineage: Eukaryota; Metazoa; Chordata; Aves; Psittaciformes; Psittacidae. Gene Ontology annotation, molecular function: RNA polymerase II cis-regulatory region sequence-specific DNA binding; DNA-binding transcription factor activity, RNA polymerase II-specific; zinc ion binding.